Molecule: messenger RNA, 3477 nt
Organism: Helobdella robusta
Lineage: Eukaryota; Metazoa; Annelida; Clitellata; Rhynchobdellida; Glossiphoniidae
Exons: 27
Coding region: 97-3234 (1045 amino acids)
Cellular component (GO): nucleus
Molecular function (GO): NAD+ poly-ADP-ribosyltransferase activity; NAD binding; DNA binding
Source: RefSeq, a predicted model, not a curated record
UCGGACGGUCGAUCCUUAUCUGGCCGACAUAAUUUCAAAGUUCAUUUUCAGCAAGUGUCAAUCAGCAUCGAAGCUUCUUUUUAAAAGUGGAAAUAAAUGGCUGCUUGUAAAGACCUGCCAUAUCAGGUUGAGUAUGCCAAAAGUGGCAGAUCGAUUUGUAAACUUUGUAGGCACCUUAUUGAUUGUGGCUCUUUGAGACUGGCCAUCAUGCUACAGUCACCACAUUUUGAUGGAAAAAUGCCAAAUUGGCACCAUUAUGAAUGUUUCUGGAACAGGGUUCGCUGCCUGAAGACAGACGACAUACAUGGUUUCAAAAAAAUUCGCUGGGAUGACCAGGAGAAGAUUAAAAAAUCUAUAGAAGCUGUCAAAGGUGGGAAGAAAUCGGCAAAAGGUUCAUCAUCGUCAGGAGGGAAGGCUGAGGACAUCUUUUAUGGAGAUUACAAAGUGGAGUAUGCCAAGUCUAGCAGAAGCACUUGUAGGUCUUGCCAUUGUUACAUUGACAAGGAUGAGCUGAGAGUAAGCAAGAAAGACUACACGAGCGAAAAAGCCCUGAUGUAUGGGCCUCAAGAUGAAUGGCACCACCUCAAAUGUUUCAAUGAACAUCGACUGCAACUGCAAUUCCCAGAAAGCAUGGAUCCAAAGAUGCUGUCCGGAUUUAAAAGUCUCUCAGCUGAUGAUCAAAAGCUGGUGCUUGAAACUCUUGGCAAGCCAAAAACACAAAAAAGAAAGCUGGAUGGAGAGAAAGGUGAUGCAGGACAACCAGGUGUGAAACAUAAGAAGGAAGAUGAUGAUGAUGACGACGACGAUGAAGAGUUGAUGAGGGAACAAAGUUCUCUGGAGUGGCAGAUGAGAGACAAAUUGCAGGAAUGUGUGCCAAGCAGUGAUGUUAAGGCUCUUCUCAAAUUCAACAAAAUAAAAAUUCCAUCUGGAGCAUCCAAGAUCUUAGAUUGCAUAGCAGACGCCAUGGUGUUUGGAACACUUGCCCCAUGCCCUGAAUGUCAAGGACAACUUCGUUUGAGUGGUGCCGUAAGUGGCUACCGGUGCACAGGGGAUAUUUCAGAGUGGACCAAGUGUCAGUACAUUACUGACGACCCCGAAAGAAAGGAGUUCCUUAUUCCUAAAAAGUACCUAGAAAACAACCCUUUCCUGGCAGAGUACAAGUUUGAAGCAAGAAAGAAAUAUUUCCCAAAGUCAUCCAACAUAUCCAUCGAAAAUCUUCAAGCAUCUCAGUCGUCUACAACAGACAGUCAGAUCAUCAAGAAGGAAGUCGGUGUCGAACCAGCUGCUGCAUCGUCAUCAGCAUCUCAGCCAUCUGCGUCAACGUCAUCGCAACUUGCAUUCAAACCGCUGGAUGGUCUGCGAGUAUCAUCAGGUGGUAAGUUGGCUCUGAAGAAGGAAGAAAUCAAGCAGCUGGUUGAGAAGAUGGGAGGAAAGUUUUUUGAACCAGUUUACAGAAACGUCCACUUUGCCAUCAGCAACAUUGAGAACAUAAGCAAGACGAACAGACAUCAGACAAUCUGGCAGGUCCAACGAGUGCCAGUCGUGGACAUCCACUUCUUAACUGACCUGGAAAGCAACGUAGAUGAGGACUUUCAAACAAUUUUCAAGAAACACACCAUCUCAAACUGGCCCUGUGAUCAAGUUAAAAUAAUUGAAGCGAAACCAAAUGUCCGACCUUCUACUGUUUUCCUCAAAAAGGAAGUAUCUUUAAGAGAGGAGAUCCCGAUGAUGGCGAAGAUGGUGGUGAAGGGAGGAGCAGCUGUUGAUCCUCUGUCAGGUCUUGAAUACCAGGCCCACGUACUGCAAGGUGAGUCGAAGAAGGAUCUGUACACCUCAGUGUUGGGACUGGUUGACGUGGCCAAGGGAACCAACUCCUUCUACAAACUUCAAUUGCUAGAAGCAGAUAGUGGAUACGAUUGGUGGCUGUUCAGAUCGUGGGGAAGAGUGGGCACCGCCAUUGGUGGGACAAAGUUGGAAAAAUUUUAUGACGUGGAGGAAGCCAUUGAGGCUUUUGAAAAGUUCUAUCGUGAGAAAACAGGAAAUGUAUGGUCCAAGAAAAGUUCGUUUAAAAAGAUGCCAUACAAGUACUUCCCACUGGAUAUAGAUUAUGGCAAUGAAGCAAAUGAUGAGGGGAAUGAUAAGAUAACCCAACUGAUGAGUGCAUCCACUUCAUCAAAACUUGCACCUGAGGUACAAGAUUUGGUGCGCCUCAUCUUUGAUGUCGAGAACAUGAAGAAGACCAUGCUCGAGUUUGAGAUCGAUCUAAGGAAGAUGCCCCUGGGAAAGUUAUCAAUGAAGCAGAUAGAAAGUGCCUACUCCGUUCUCACCGAUGCUCAGCAACUGAUAAGCACCGGUGGUUCGCAAUCGUACAUCUUGGAUGCCUCCAAUAGAUUCUACACACUCAUCCCACAUGACUUCGGUCUGGCAAAACCCCCCUUGCUAGACAAUGAAGAUAUCAUCAAGACGAAGGUAGCCAUGUUGGACAACUUGCUAGAGAUUGAAGUUGCGUACAAUCUUCUCAUCAGUGGCUCCAAGGCAGGCGUUACCGGCGACGUCGAUGACAAUUACAAUAAGCUGAAGACGGACAUAGCUGUACUCGACAAAUCAUCAGAGGAAUUCCAAAGGAUAUGUCAGUUUGUAAAGAAUACUCAUGCAGCUACACAUGACGAAUAUGAUCUACAAGUCUCCGAGGUGUUCACAAUAAGUCGACUUGGCGAAUCGAAAGUGUACGAAUCGUUCAAGUCGCUACACAACCGCAUGCUGUUGUGGCACGGAUCCAGGCUGACAAAUUAUGCAGGCAUCCUGUCGAAAGGUCUCAGGAUUGCUCCUAAAGAAGCUCCUUCUACAGGUUACAUGUUUGGCAAGGGUAUUUACUUCGCGGACAUGGCUUCAAAAAGUGCCAACUACUGCUUCACAUCCAGGAAAGAUCCGACGGGUCUCAUGCUGCUCAGUGAAGUUGCCCUUGGAAACAUGCAUGAGUUAACACAGGCCAACUUCAUAACAGAACUCCCCAGAGGAAAACACAGCGUAAAAGGUCUUGGUACCACAGCACCUGAUCCGAAGCAGAAUUACGUGUGUGAAGAUGGUGUCGUCAUUCCAAUGGGCAAAGGAGUAAAAACGAAAGUUAAGCUGACCAGUCUGCUGUACAACGAGUACAUUGUUUACGACGUGGCACAAGUCAACAUGAAGUACCUCCUCAAAUUGAAUUUCAAAUAUAAAAGGUCAAGAUAUUAGACAGAUGGGUGAUAAAUUUGUGAUAAGAUUUUGUAACAUUCUGUUCUUUAUGACAAUCAUCAUGAUUGCGCAAUUGGCUGAGGUUUUUAACAAUGUUCGCUUUUACACUUGAUUUCUAUUGAUGAUAUUUCAUAAUACUGUUUCAUUUAUUAUGUCUUUAUUUACUUCCAUUUGGUUUCAACAUUUGAUAAACACGAAGUGUCCUUUUAAAUGUUCGUGGUCUCUCAAAAUGGCAUACUAUUA